AUGGGAGCGCCUGUUGGGUCCAGGUGGGUCCAGGGGGGGUGUAACCUACUGCACCCCACCUCAGUGUGUUUCUAUAUGGGGUGUACAAUACACCCAUCCCCACUCCCCACACCCCACGCCCCACUCCCCACGCCCCACUCCCCACACCCAACACCCCACUCCCAACACCCCACACCCAACACCCCACCUCCCACACCCCACUCCCCAUACCCCACUCCCCACGCCCCACACCCCACGCCCCACUCCCCACGCCCCCACUCCCCACACCCAACACCCCACUCCCAACACCCCACACCCAACACCCCACCUCCCACACCCCACUCCCCAUACCCCACUCCCCACGCCCCACACCCCAUGCCCCACACCCCACACCCCACUCCCCCACGCCCCCCUCCCCACUCCCAACACCCCACUCCCAACACCCCACACCCCCACGCCCCACUCCCAACGCCCCACUCCCCACUCCCAACACCCCACCUCCCACACCCCCACUCCCCAUACCCCACUCCCAACACCCCACCUCCCACACCCCACUCCCCAACACCCCACUCCCCACGCCCCCACUCCCCCACACCCAACACCCCACUCCCAACACCCCAGACCCAACACCCCACCUCCCACACCCCACUCCCCAUACCCCACUCCCCACGCCCCCACACCCCACGCCCCACUCCCCACGCCCCACUCCUCACACCCAACACCCCACUCCCAACACCCCACUCCCCACACCCAACACCCCACUCCCAACACCCCACACCCAACACCCCACCUCCCACACCCCACUCCCUAUACCCCACUCCCCACACCCCACCUCUGUCUGCAAUGCCCUAG
Molecule: messenger RNA, 831 nt
Organism: Coregonus clupeaformis (lake whitefish)
Lineage: Eukaryota; Metazoa; Chordata; Actinopteri; Salmoniformes; Salmonidae
Product: extensin-like
Exons: 1
Coding region: 1-831 (276 amino acids)
Source: RefSeq, a predicted model, not a curated record